GAGAGAGAGAGAGAGAGAGAGGGGAGAUUUCGAUCGGUUAGGGUUUUAGGCGCGAUCGAGCGAAGAACACGGAGGAUUUCUCUCUUCUUCUUAUUCGUCUUCAAUCUCCGGAUUCCUCUCUCUGUUUCCCCUCGCAUUAUCAUUUCGCGCCAAAAAAUUAGAGAGAGAAAGAUAGACAGAGGACGAGGAAUAGAAAGAGAAAGUAUAACAAAUCAUUGAUACUUAGGGAUUCGAAUUUUUUGGAGGUGAUUGUAGGGGAAUAAGAGAUUGAUUGAUUUUUUUUAGGGAUUUUGUACAGUUGCAUUGGUGAUUAAGGUUUUGUACAUUCCUUGAAGAACGGAUCAGGAUUCGUCAUGGCUUCUCAUAGCAUUGCAGUAGGAUCUCAAGUUUGGGCUGAGCAUCCCGAAGUAGCUUGGAUAGAUGGGGAAGUCUUGGAAGUUGAUGAGGAUGAUAUUAAGAUCAGCUGUAGUUCUGGAGAAACAGUCACAGUUAAAGUGUCUAGCGUCUAUCCUAAGGAUCCUGAUGCGCCGUCUUGUGGGGUUGAUGAUAUGACAAAGCUGGCUUAUCUCCACGAACCUGGAGUUUUACAGAACUUAAAGUCAAGAUAUGACGUGAAUCAAAUUUAUACUUAUACUGGAAGUAUAUUGAUUGCUGUGAACCCAUUCCGUAGACUGCCUCAUCUCUAUGACCCUCAGCUCAUGGAAAAAUACAAAGGGAUUCCACUUGGUGAUCUCGACCCACAUCCUUUUGCUGUUGCAGAUGCUGCAUACAGACUAAUGAGAAAUGAGGGGAUAAGCCAAUCUAUUCUAGUAAGCGGAGAGAGUGGUGCAGGUAAAACAGAAAGUACCAAGAUGCUUAUGACGUAUCUUGCUCACAUGGGAGGGACAGUUGCAGCUGAAGGGCGGACGGUGGAGCAGCAAGUGUUAGAGUCCAAUCCUGUUCUUGAAGCAUUUGGAAAUGCAAAGACUGUUAGAAACAACAAUUCGAGCCGUUUUGGCAAGUUCGUCGAGAUUCAGUUCGAUCAGAGGGGAAAGAUUUCAGGUGCUGCAAUCAGAACAUACCUACUUGAGAGGUCUCGCGUCUGCCAACUCUCUGAUCCUGAGAGAAACUAUCACUGCUUUUACAUGCUUUGUGCUGCACCAUCAGAGGUCACUCAAAAAUACAAAUUGGAAAAUCCAAGGACAUUCCAUUAUCUUAAUCAGACCAAUUGCUAUGAGCUUGAAAGCAUAGAUGAUGCAAAAGAAUACCUGGAAACUAGAAGGGCCAUGGAUAUAGUCGGAAUCAGUUCUGAUGAACAGGAUUCCAUUUUCCGUGUUGUUGCUGCUAUUCUUCAUUUAGGAAAUGUUGAAUUUGCCGAGGGACAGGAAGAAGAUUCAUCAGAGCCAAAAGAUGACAAGUCUCGGUUCCAUCUACAAACUGCUGCUGAUCUUUUCAUGUGCAAUGUGAAGGCACUUGAAGAUUCUUUAUGCAAGCGCAUCAUGGUAACACGUGAUGAGAACAUAACAAAAAGCCUUGAUCCAGAAGCUGCUGUGCUCAGCAGAGAUGCCUUGGCUAAAACUGUAUAUUCUCGGUUGUUUGACUGGCUUGUAAAUAAGAUCAAUAAUUCUAUCGGUCAAGAUCCUGAUUCAAAACAAUUGAUUGGAGUUCUCGAUAUAUAUGGCUUCGAAAGUUUCAAGACAAACAGCUUUGAGCAAUUUUGUAUCAAUUUGACAAAUGAAAAACUACAGCAACAUUUUAAUCAGCAUGUUUUUAAACUGGAACAAGAAGAGUAUACAAAAGAAGAAAUCGAUUGGAGUUAUAUUGAGUUUGUGGAUAAUCAGGAUAUUCUUGAUCUCAUUGAAAAGAAACCGGGUGGGAUCAUCGCACUUCUGGAUGAGGCUUGUGUAUUGCCAAGAUCAACACAUGACACAUUUGCUCAGAAGCUAUAUCAGAUGUUUAAAGAAAACAAGCGCUUUAGCAAGCCAAAACUAGCACGCUCAGACUUUACCAUUUGCCACUAUGCUGGUGAUGUCACAUAUCAAACAGAAUUGUUUUUGGACAAGAACAAAGAUUAUGUUAUUGCAGAGCAUCAAUCUCUUUUGAAUGCUUCCAAGUGCUCUUUCAUAUCUAGUCUAUUUCCAGCUCUUUCUGAUGACUCAUCCAAGUCUUCGAAGUUUUCAUCAAUAGGUUCAAGAUUCAAGCAACAACUGCAAUCUCUCCUUGAAACUCUAAGUGCGACAGAGCCACACUAUAUCCGUUGUGUCAAACCUAAUAAUCUCUUGAAGCCUUACAUAUUUGAGAAUACUAAUGUUCUCCAACAACUCCGAUGUGGGGGUGUAAUGGAAGCAAUUAGGAUAAGCUGUGCUGGAUAUCCAACAAGGCGGACAUUUGAUGAAUUUAUAGAACGGUUUGGUGUCCUCUUACCUAAUUCACUGAAAGGAAGUUCUGAUGAAGUGACCCUUUCAAAGAAGCUUUUGGAGGCAGCUGAACUUGAAGGUUACCAGGUAGGGAAAACAAAGGUUUUUCUUCGGGCUGGCCAGAUGGCAGAACUGGAUGCACGUAGGAAUUCUUUGUUAGGAAGAUCUGCUAGUAUCAUUCAAAGAAAAGUUCGCUCUUAUUAUGCUCGUAAAAGUUUCCUCACACUGCAAAAAUCAGCUAUAGGGAUUCAAUCUGUAUGCAGAGGACAACUUGCACGGCAACUUUAUGAAAACACGCGCAGAGAGACUGCUUCUUUGAGGAUCCAAACAUAUUUUCGCAUGCAAUUUCAAAAGCAAGCUUACAAAAGUCUGUAUUCUUCAUCCAUUGUUAUUCAAGCUGGUUUACGUGGAAUGGCGGCUCGUAAGCAGCUUGACUUCAGGCGUCAGACAGUAGCUAUGACUAUCAUUCAGAGUCAUUGUCGCCGGUACUUGGCACAAUUGCAUUAUUCUAGAAUAAGGAAAGCAGCAAUAACUACUCAAUGUGCUUGGAGAAGAAGGCUUGCUAGAAAAGAGUUACGAAAGCUUAAAAUGGCUGCAAAAGAAACAGGUGCUCUCCAAGCUGCCAAAACUAUGUUGGAGAAACAAGUAGAGGAGCUAGCAAGUCAUCUAGAGCUGGAGAAAAGCAUGAGGGCUGACAUGGAGGAAGAAAAUGCAAAGUUGCAAUCUGCCCUGCAGGAGAUGCAACUGCAAUUUGAAGAAACUAAAGAUCUUCUGAUUAAAGAGCGUGAUGUUGCUAGGGAGGCUGCUGAAGAGCUCGCUGCUGAGAAUGAAAAGCUUAAGCUACCAGUUGAUCCCAUUAUAAAAGAGGUCCCUGUUAUUGAUACAACUUUGAUGGAUAAACUCACUGCUGAAAAUGAAAGGCUUAAGGAUUUGGUGAGUUCUCUAGAAAAGAAAAUUGGUGAAACUGAAGAAGAACUCGCUUCUGAGAAAGAAAAGCUUAAGCUCUCAAUUGAUCCCAUUAUAAAUGAGAUCCCAGUUGUUGAUACAGCUUUGAUGGAUGAGCUUACUGCUGAAAAUGAGAAGCUUAAGGAUUUAGUGAAUUAUCUUGAAAAGAAGAUUGAUGAAAGUGAAGAACUCGCUCAUGAAAAUGAAAAGCUUAAGCUCCCAGUUGAUCCUUUCAUAAAGGAGGUCCCGGUUGUUGAUACAGCUUUUCUGGAUAAACUCACCGCUGAAAAUGAACAGCUUAAGGAUUUGGUGAGUUCCCUUGAAAAGAAGAUUGAUGAAAGUGAACGACUCACUGCUGAAAAUGAAAAGGUCAAGUUCCCAGUUGACCACACUGUAACAGAGGCCCCAUUAGAUACAGCUUUGAUGGAUAAACUCACUGCUGAAAAUGAACAGCUUAAGGACUUGGUGAGUUCUCUUGAAAAGAAGACUGAGGAAAGUGAGCAACUCACUUAUGAAAAUGAAAAGCUCAAGCCAGUUGAUCACAUUAUAACAGAGGUCCCAGUUGUUGAUACAGCUUCAAUGGAUAAACUCACCACUGAAAAUGAACAGCUUAAGGAAUUGGUGAGUUCUCUUGAAAAGAAGAUUGAUGAAACUGAAAAGAGGCUUGAAGAAACAACAGAAGUUAGUGAGAAAAGGCUUAAGAAGGCUCUGGAAGCUGAAUCAAAGAUAAAUGACCUGAACAAUUUAUUGCAUAGGCUUCAAGAAAAAUUAUCUAAUCUGGAAUCUGAAGAUAAAAUUCUUCGGCAACGCAUGCGUGCACAUUUGUCACCUGCACCCUCUGGAAAAAAUAAUUUGGAGAAUGGUCAUCAUGUUAUUGAUGAACAUAAGGAACCUCCUAAUAAGAGUUACGGAAAAUCUGAUUCUAGGUUGAGGAGAUCACAUGUUGAAGCACAACCAGUGUUAUCUACACCAGAAACUGUCGACGCCCUUCUCAAAUGUGUUGGUCAAAAUAUUGGGUUUAGUGAAGAAAGGCCAGUUGCUGCAAUUACCAUAUAUAAAUGUCUACUCCAUUGGAGAUCUUUUGAAGCUGACAGAACUAGUGUUUUUGAUCGACUUAUACAUAUGAUUGGUUCUCAAAUACCCUCCAACACACACAAAAAAAAUGAGGAAACAAAUCAUCUUGGUUAUUGGCUGUCAAAUGCGUCUACUUUACUGUUCUUGCUACAUAAAAGUAUUAAACCUCCAGGAUCCGGGAAACCUCCCGCACCAACAUCGCUAUUUGGGAGGAUGACUCAAAGCUUCCGAGCUUCUCCCUCAUCAUCAAACCUUCCUUUUGAUGCGUUGAGUGUUAUACGCCAUGUUGAGGCCAAGUAUCCUGCCAUACUUUUCAAGGAGCAGCUUGCAGCUUAUGUGGACAAGAUAUUUGGAAUGACCCGUGAGAAUACAAAAAAAGAGAUUGCUCCCUUGCUUUCUUUGUGCAUGCAGGCAUCAAGAAUGGCAAAGGCAGAUGCGCUUGAAGGAUCUGAGGAUUUAUCUGGCAAUCAGGGUGAAAGUAGGCCUUGGCAGAGCAUUAUAGAGAGUUUGAAUAAGCUUCUGCAUACAUUAGAAGAGAACUUUGUGACUGCAGCUCUGGUUCAGAAAAUGUUUGCUCAGAUUUUCUCCUUCAUCAAUGUACAGCUCUUCAACAGUCUCCUUUUACGUCGUGAGUGCUGCUCUUUUGGCAAUGGAGAGUACAUAAAGUCGGGUUUAGAAGCACUGGAGCUAUGGUGUGGACAAACAAAAGCAGAGAAUACUGGGUCAUCUUGGGAUGAACUUAAACACACAAGGCAAGCUGUGGGAUUCUUGGUGAUAUUUCACAAAGCUAGGGUUACCUAUGACGAUAUAGCCAAUGAUCUGUGCCCAACAUUGAGUGUGCAGCAGCUUUACAGAAUUUGCACCCAGUACUGGGAUGACAAAUAUGACACCCAAAGUGUUUCAACAGAUGUUCUAUCCAACAUGAGGGUAUUAAUGACAGAGGAAGACGAUGAUGCAGAAACACCUUCCUUCUUGUUGGAUGACCUAUCUAGCAUGCCCUUCUCAAUUGAGGACAUGACAAGUACUGUACCAGAGAAGAUCUUCAGGGAUGUACCACCAGUAUCUGAGCUUCUCGAGAACCCAGCCUUCCAAUUUUUACAGGAAUGAGGCAGUUUGAACCUCGAGUACUCUCUAAUUUGUUUCAUUCAUUGCCACGGCGAUUGCCUCUGGAGCAGCAAAAAUGGUUGCUUCUUCUCAAAUGUUGUAAAUCCAUUCAUUUCCCCCAUAAUGUUAUGUAAAGUUCAUUUUUCCACAUUAGUAUUCAUAGGACUUUUAGAGGCCAGUGUCAGUGAGGCCGGGUUGAAUUUUUGCCCCCCUGUAGCAUAGCUUUUUCAUUCCGGUUCCGAGGUGGGGAAAGCUCCAAAAAUCCCUCUUGGCAUUGUAAAGUAAUCGGUUAUUGUAUAAAUAAAUAAAUAAGAAUCACGAGCAGGUAUUCAAAUAGAAUGAGAAUGCCUGACCUUGUUACUGUUAUAGUAGUU
This is a messenger RNA of Asparagus officinalis (garden asparagus), 5893 nucleotides long. Its product is annotated as myosin-7-like. Bases 354 to 5522 code for a protein of 1722 amino acids. Lineage: Eukaryota; Viridiplantae; Streptophyta; Magnoliopsida; Asparagales; Asparagaceae. The record is from RefSeq and is a predicted model, not a curated record. Gene Ontology annotation, biological process: vesicle transport along actin filament; actin filament organization. Gene Ontology annotation, molecular function: actin filament binding; ATP binding; microfilament motor activity. The transcript has 43 exons. Gene Ontology annotation, cellular component: vesicle; cytoplasm; myosin complex.